Messenger RNA from Haliotis rufescens (red abalone), 2139 nucleotides. RefSeq names its product alpha-N-acetylgalactosaminidase-like. Gene Ontology annotation, cellular component: cytoplasm. The transcript is spliced from 7 exons. NCBI's taxonomy places the organism in Eukaryota, Metazoa, Mollusca, Gastropoda, Lepetellida, Haliotidae. Gene Ontology annotation, biological process: glycosylceramide catabolic process; oligosaccharide metabolic process; glycoside catabolic process. The coding region runs from base 78 to 1289 and encodes 403 amino acids. Gene Ontology annotation, molecular function: alpha-galactosidase activity. The record is from RefSeq and is a predicted model, not a curated record.
AGUUUCCAUAGGUUAUAAAUAACGGGCAUUGGUAGUUAGUCCAUAAAACAGCUGACCCAUUCUUACGACUAGUGGAGAUGGCAGAUCUUGGUCUACUGGUGUUGCUGGCUUGCGUUGGGGUGUCCCAGGCUUUGAACAAUGGCGUCGCCCUGACCCCGCCCAUGGGUUUCCUGGACUGGGAGAGGUUUCGGUGUAACACGGACUGCGUCAAUGACCCGGAUAACUGUAUCAGCGAGAAGUUGUUCAUGAAGAUGGCAGACAUUAUUGCGGAGGAGGGUUACCGCGAGCUCGGCUACGAAUACAUCGGCAUCGACGACUGCUGGCCCUCCAAAUCCCGGGACGCUGAUGGUAACCUCGUGGCAGAUCCAGAGAGGUUCCCUAAUGGAAUCCUAGGUCUCUCUGAAUAUGUCCAUUCCCGUGGGCUAAAACUGGGUAUCUAUGAAGACGUUGGUACCAAGACCUGCGCAGGGUACCCUGGGAGUCAGGACUACAUUAAGCAAGACGCCGAGACAUUUGCAAAAUGGGAACUAGAUUUACUCAAGUUUGAUGGCUGUAACACAGACCCGAACCGCUCGGCAAUACAUUUCCCCUUAAUGAGUCAAAGUCUGAACGCGACUGGCCGACCUAUCCUCUACACGUGCGAAUGGUGGAGUGGAGACCAGACCCAGCACUCCCACUACACCCGCAACAGCGAGUACUGCAACAGCUGGAGGACCUUCAACGACUUAGAGGACAGCUGGCCCUCCGUCCUCGGCGUGAUCCAACACUAUGCCAAAAACGCCGGGGAUUUCAUCUCAGUAUCAGGUCCAGGGUCCAUCAACGAUCCAGAUGAGCUGAUUAUCGGGGACUUCAGUCUGAGUUAUGACCAGGAGAAGGUUCAUUUCGGGAUGUGGGCGAUGUUUGCCGCCCCACUCUACAUAUCCGCAGAUCUGAGGACCAUGAGACCACAGGCCAAGUCCAUUCUACAGAACAAGGGCGUCAUUGCCAUCAACCAGGACCCACUCGUAAAGGGAGCUAAGAUGAUAAAGGAGAUUCAAAACGUGCAGGUCUGGCUGAAACCUUUGGUCAAACCCGGAAGUUAUGCAGUAGCUUUCUUCAACCCGAACUCAGCUGGAACACCAACACGCAUGUCCUUGACCCUAGCGGACAUCACAUUGGCCAAUCAGAAUGGCUAUAACGUUACUAACGUUUUUGAUGACGUCAGUAUGGGCAUGUACAAGCCGAGCGGUCAGUUCAAUGUGACUGUCAACCCUACGGGGAUUGUGCUGGUCCGGGCAAUGCCUCUUUGAUAUGCAUAGCAUAAGGCAAUAUUAUCUCACCGAUGUUUAAAGGUCAUUUGUACAUAAAUACUAAAACACGUGAGGAUUAGCUUGGCCUGUUUUUGUGCGAUAAAAACUGAAGGUUCCUUAUGCAUAGGACAUUUAAUGCUGUAGAUGAAAUGAAGAUUUCAUGUGUCCGUUUACAUUGAAAUGAAAUCGACUAAUGACGUGCUGUAAGUCCAUUUUUGGAGAAUAUACACAUAAACAUAUAUACACAUACAUAUAUUUCAGUGAAACGUGACACUACGUUACAGAUCUUCCAAUGGUGUUCAUAUUGAGGUCAUAGAGGUCUAAUUUUACAGAGGUCUAACUUUAUAUCAGGAUAUAAGACAGAAGAACAGAGAGAGACCGUGUACACAUUCCGCAAACACAAGAUCCCAGAACCAUUUGUAACGCUCUCGCCACCCACCUUGAUACAUGCGCAGCUGGGAAAGACAUCAAGUUUAAGAUAUUCCCCUUUCACCAACUACAUACUAAUGAUGUUACAAUGACUAAAAUUAAAGAACAACAUUUCAUAACUAUUCGACGUCACAAUUGGAAAACUGUCACAUUAGGACGUCACAAUUGGAAAACUGUAACAUUGGAAAAAUGUAACAUUGGAACGUCAAAGCAACGUCACAUGAACUGUAACAAAUGACGUCCCAGAAGAUGUCAAUGAUGCAUGUUCGAAGGAUUUUUGCGAGUGUGUGUGUGUGUUCGUGCGUUCGUGCGUGCGUGCGUGCGUGCGUGCGUGCGAGCGUACGUGUGUGAACUUCAUAGAAAUUGCGUGAGAUCUGCCUAACGUGAAAUAACCUUGAAAUAAAUUCGCUGGCGACAGAAA